AUGGCGCUGCGGCCGGGACCCGGCGCGGGGGGUGCCGGCGGGGCGGCGGGCGGCGCGGGCGGAGGCGGCGGCGGAGCGGGAGCCGCCAGCUUCAUGUUUCCUGUUGCUGGUGGUUUAGGCCCCCCUCAAGGGAUGAUUCCUAUGCAACAGCAAGGAUUUCCAAUGGUUCCUGUCAUGCAGUCCAAUAUGCCAGGCAUGAUGGGAAUGAAUUAUGGUUCUCAGAUGCCCCCUGGACCCAUGACCAUGCAGGGUGGCAUGCCCUUAGGGCCGAUGCCAGCGACUGGAAUGCCUUACAUGGGACAGGCUUCUUUCUUGGGAAUGCGUCCAGCAGCUCCACAGUACACCCCUGACAUGCAGAAGCAGUUUGCAGAGGAACAACAGAAGAGGUUUGAGCACCAGCAGAAAUUCUUAGAAGAAGAAAGAAAACGGCGCCAGUUUGAAGAGCAGAAACAAAAGCUAAGACUCCUAAGUAGUGUGAAACCUAAGACAGGUGAAAAAAGCAGGGAUGAUGCUUUGGAAGCCAUUAAAGGAAAUUUAGAUGGUUUUUCUAGAGAUGCUAAAAUGCACCCAACACCAGCAUCACAUCCAAAAAAGCCAGAUCAUCUCACAUCAUCCCAUUCUGCUGUAUCUGUUUCCCACUCUACUUUUCUUGAUGAUGAAGAAUUUAGUGACUUUAUACAAGGGCCUGUUGAAAUCCCCAAACUGGUGCCUCAACCCACCUCUCAGCCUUUUCAGCCUUUCCAUUCUGCUACUGAGGCUGGGCAACUGCUUUCAGAAAAGGCUGUGGUCCAGCCUCUCCCUCCAGCCCAGACUCCAGUGUUAUCAAUCCUGCAUGGUACAACUGGGCAGGUUCCUUAUUUUCCUACCUCUGCAUCUUCACCCAAUAUCCAUAAAACAGGCUCUUCCUUGGAGGAGAAAGUCUUAGAUAAUGGCUCAAAUGAAUCUGAACAAGAGCAAACCAAACUUAAAACAUCCGAAGUUGGGCACAAAGCCUCAGCUGCAAGCCAAGUUCAUCCCAGUCUAACCAUCAGUGACUGGGAUGUUGUAGGUGGACAUGAAAGUGGUACCACUGCUGCAGAGGUGCACAAGGCUUCAGAACAAAACAUAGCAGUUGAAGAGUGUGGAGUUGGAGUAUUCCCUUCACAGGACCCAAUUCAGCAAAUGAUGCCUCCUUGGAUUUACAACGAUAGCUUGGUCCCAGAAUUGUAUAAGAAAAUUUUAGAAACCACUUUGACUCCUACUGGAAUAGAUACAGCUAAGCUCUAUCCCAUACUGAUGUCAUCUGGAUUGCCCAGAGAGACCCUCGGACAGAUAUGGGCUUUAGCCAACCGUACUACCCCUGGGAAACUCACAAAAGAAGAGCUCUAUGCUGUCCUGGCUAUGAUAGCAGUAACUCAGAGAGGAAUACCUGCGGUGAGUCCUGACGCGUUAAACCAGUUUCCAGCGGCCCCCGUUCCUACUUUAACUGGAUUUCCGAUGCCGCUGCCUGCCACAGUGAGCCAGCAGCCUCUGAUGCCCUCCGCACCGCCCGUCUCCAUGCCUCUUAGCAUUGGGCCGGCCGUGAUGGGAAUGAGCAUCACAGCACCAGCGGGCGGAGCUGCAGGACAGCCUUCGGGAGGGUUCGUGCCAUCCUACCCACCCAGCCAGGUAGUAAAACCAGAAGAUGAUGACUUCCAGGAGUUUCAAGAUGCUUCAAAGUCUGGCUCACUAGAUGACUCUUUCACUGAUUUCCAAGGGGAUGUAGCUGGCUCCUCCAAAGCAGCCAGUUCACAGCACCGGAGCAGUGUUCCUUCUUUACUAAUGCCACUCCCAGGUAAUAAGACACUCUCAUCAACUGAUAAGUAUGCUGUGUUUAAAGGAAUUGCAGCUGAGAAGCCUUCUGAAAGUACAGCUACUUUUGGAGAUUGUGGAGACAAGUAUAGUGCUUUCCGUGAAUUAGAACAACCAUCAGAGAGCAAAUACUUAGGAGAUAACCUUGCAGAAUUCAAGCCUGCAGGAACCGAUGACGGUUUCACAGAUUUUAAAACCGCUGACAGUAUCUCACCGUUAGAGCCACCUACGAAAGACAAAACUUUCCCUACACCCUUCCCUUCUCUGCCCAUUCAGUCAAAACAGCAAACACAAGCAAAGACCUCUUUGAAUCUAGCAGACUUGGAUCUCUUCUCCUCUACUGGAGAAAACAAGCAGCCAUCCUUUCCACCUGCAUUUAAUACAUCAAAAUCGGGCUCUUUUCCUCCACCACCUCUUCCAUCUACCACCGCCCAACCAGCACCCAGUAAAAGUUCAAGCUUAGCUGAUGACUUUGGAGAGUUCAACCUUUUUGGGGAAUUUUCUAAUUGCGCAUCAGCCAGUGGACAAGAUGAUUUUGCAGAUUUUAUGGCUUUCAACAAUAGCAGUGGAUUUUCCGAACAAAAACCAGAUGACAAAUACAAUGCACUUAAGCUAGAGGCCGGUCCUGUUCCUCAGUCUGGCUCGUCUGCCAGUGUGGUGAAGAGUGGGCAGAGUUCUGCCACCGCUGCUACGCCCACCAAAUACGAUAUCUUCAAACAGCUUUCUCUGGAAGGCUCUGGAGCAGGCUUUGAGGAGGCGAAGGACAACACGCUUUCUUCAGUGAAGAGCGAUGAUGAUUUUGCCGACUUUCACUCUAAUAAGUUUUCUUCCACGUGCAACAGCGCAGAUAAGUCCCUGGUGGACAAAGUCGCAGCGUUCAAGCAGGCCAAAGAAGACUCUGCUUCGGUGAAGUCUCUGGAUCUCCCUUCUAUUGGUGGCAGUAGUGUCGGCAAGGAGGAUUCUGAAGAUGCGUUGUCUGUUCAGUUUGACAUGAAACUGGCUGAUGUGGGAGGAGAUCUUAAGCAUGUCAUGUCUGAUAGCUCUUUGGAUUUGCCAACAGUUAGUGGCCAGCAUCCACCAGCAGCAGAUAUAGAUGACUUAAAAUGUGCCCCAUUUGGAAGCUAUAACAGUGGGUCCGCAGUCAGCAGCCUGGCAAGCUAUGACUGGUCCGACAAAGAAGACAUUCAUCAGGGCAAGAAGCUCUCUUCCUUUGUCCAGUCUUCAGGAAGUGGAUCCUCUGCGGCUACUUCUGUUCUUCAGAAGAAGGAGACCUUGUUUGGCAGUUCAGAAAACAUUACCAUGACAACAGUUUCCAAAGUGACAACCUUUUCUAGUGAGGAUGCUUUACAGGAUGUUUCCUUUGCAGCCUUUGCAAACUUUAAAGACUCUGGACCAAUAUCCAGCGGUCCAAGUGACGAUGACAUUGGAGACUUUGGUGAUUUUGCAAGACCUUCAUCAGAAGCACAGGAUGCAGCAGCAGCUGACACAAACCAAGAGGCAGAUUUCCUUGGUACUGGUAUCUCUUCUGAACUGCGAAGAGAGUCCACAGAUGACUUUGGAGAAUUCCAAAGUGAAAAGCCAAAAAUCAGCAAGUUUGACUUCUUGGUGGCAACUUCCCAAGGCAAGGUGAAAUCUAGUGAAGAAAUGAUCAAGAGUGAACUGGCUACCUUUGACCUGUCUGUUCAAGGGUCUCAUAAAAGGAGCUUAAGCCUAGGUGACCGAGAAAUAAGUCGCUCUUCACCUUUACCAGUUUUGGAACAGCCAUUUAGAGAUCGUUCAAAUACUCUAAGUGAGAAGCCUGCUUUGCCCGUCAUCAGAGACAAAUACAAAGACUUGACUGGGGAAGUUGAGGAAAGUGAGAGGUAUGCAUAUGAAUGGCAAAGAUGCUUGGAGAGUGCCCUGCAAGUCAUAAAGAAAGCAAAUGAUACCUUAAAUGGAAUAAGUAGUUCAUCCGUUUGCACUGAAGUUAUCCAGUCUGCUCAAGGCAUGGAAUAUUUACUAGGGGUUGUUGAAGUCUACAGAGUAACAAAGAGAGUUGAACUGGGUAUCAAAGCAACUGCUGUUUGUAGUGAGAAACUCCAGCAGCUGCUGAAGGAUAUUGAUAAAGUGUGGAACAACCUAAUAAGCUUCAUGUCACUUGCUGCUUUAACGCCAGACGAAAACUCGCUGGAUUUCUCUUCUUGUAUGCUGCGUCCAGGGAUUAAAAAUGCCCAAGAUCUUGCCUGUGGAGUGUGCCUCUUAAACGUGGAUUCAAGAAGUAAAGUAAAAAGAAGAGAAACCUGUGGAAGAGCUUCCUAGAAAAGCCUUUAAUUCGGAAACGGAUAACUUUAAGCUGGCCUACGGAGGGCACCAAUACCAUGCAAGCUGUGCAAAUUUCUGGAUCAACUGUGUGGAGCCAAAGCCUCCAGGUCUCAUUUUGCCAGACCUGCUCUGAAAGCAGUUGCACUGAAGAUGGAGUAUCGGGUCUAAUAAUGCAGGGCACUUGGGGUAAAUGGUGUGGUAGGGUAAGUGGAAGGCCUUGAGGUGUGGUUAGUGUUUGAAAUGUUUCGGUUUGAUUUUUGUACCGUAACGAGUUAAAGCCACUGUCGCAUACAAAUUGCUUGUGAAGAAUUUCACUUGAAAUGGCCAGUGUUUCAGAAAUAACCAGAAAAAAAUGUAGUGUGGCAAAAAAUGCGGCAUUUCAGUCUUUCUCAAGAUGAAAGCGGGCUAGUCUUUGUAACAAACCAGUCUGCUAACCAAGUGCAUAAAUCUCUGAGAGAGGACAGUACCUAGCUUCCAAGAAAAACUGAAAUGCUUACACUGAUUUGCGUAGAAGUGACCACUUAAAUACUUGAAGUACGUAUUUGCAAACAAAUCUUUUCUUUAAUGUUUUUGGUAUAUGGACCAUGAUGUUUUUCUUUAAAUAUUUGCUACUAUACUGUUACAAUGCAUACAAUGCACGAGUCACAGUAAUUUUAAGGCAAAAUGAAUUAUGGACUUAGAAGGAAUGCAAAUGUGGAGAGCCAUUGCAUAUUUAUACUUCCACUGUUCUGUAUUGUAAAUUAUACUGUAUUCCUAUGCAUAGGUGGUUAGUGCUGGGGGAUAAGGACUUGGAAAAAUUUUUUAAAUUUUCCCUAUCAUAUCUGGAUUCUUUAAUAUAGGCAGCUGGAUUUUAAAACUUGUAGUCUUGGCUACUCUGUUGUAAAUAUAGACAAACUCCUUCCUUGGACUUGUCCUGAACUACAGGUAUGAUUUGUUAUGUUUCACCUGACCCUUCGGUAGUUGUGUGGCUGCAUCACUGUUGAAAAUUGGACUCCACUGAUACAGCAUGUCUGCUCCUCUCUCUCUCUAUUACCUUUUUUGUACGUUAAUGUGAUUUUCGUGAUGGGAUGCCUGCGUGUUACUUGUGCAGUCUAGUGCUAUCGGUAAUAAUGUGUUUCUCUGACUUAGACUGGCAGCACGAGAUGGCCCUUAGCUCCUGCCGCAGGUGGGUGUGAUUUAGCACUGGAAGUUGGUGGGCUUAAGCAGGCUAUUUUUUGAAGCAGGGUAUUGCACACCUGCUGUUUUGUUGCUUAUGGUAGGUACACCUAUCUGGACAGAAGGAGGUCAGUAUAAGAGACUAUCACAAAAUGUUAACCCGUACAUCUAAAGUACCUGAUUCUCUCUUCAGAUACAAUAUCCAGACGACAGUACAGUCAGCUGUAGUGCUAUUUACAGAAUUUUAAACCUAGUGGGAGCUUCAUGGCAUUAUUAUAAAGAGCCUUAUCACUAUACAGUCUUAGUGUGCGGUGAAUGAAGUGGGGUGUAUAUCCAUCGGGUACAACUUGCUGCUUAAUUCUUUGACUUAAGUUUCUCAGAUCUCUAGAAAAUCUCCCUUCUCUCCAAAGAUAUCAACAGCUUUUCCAAGCUAAUCUUGCCUCCAUUAUAAGUAGCUGACACUGACCAGUGGUUAUUCGCUGAAAUAGAAAUUACAAUGAGGAAAAAUGAUGCUUUGUGUUUAAAAAAAAAAAGGCUUGGUUAUACUAAACUAUUAAUUAUACCACAUGAAAGAAUCUUGGCUAAUAGGAGUGCUAGGUGUCUGGCCCCUUAUUUACACGAAUUAAAAUAAAUCUUCUUGCUGCCUGAAAUUAGCUCAUUCAUAAAAUAAGCAACUUGUGCCUCCAGUCACAAGCUCAAGCUAAUCAAGUGGUAGGUUUUCCAUAGUGUGACAGUGACUGCCUACCUUCUGUUGCCCAGUAAUUAUCAAAAAAAAGGCAGUCACUCAUUGCUUGCUAUUUCGUUUAUUAGGUGUGAAAUAGUUACAGCAGUCAGCACCAUAGCUUUUGACCACAUAGGUUGUUUUCCAUCGUAAUUAGGGGCUGCUGUAUACAUCACCAGUGCAAGCAUUCCCACUGAUGUUUGGGGUCUGCUCAGUGCAGUAAGCCAGUGCUCACUUUUGCAUCCUGAAUUACAGAAGCACUUAAGCAUUGUCUGACUUCAAGCAAAUGCCUCGUCUUGCUGCUAGCAAGGGGACUUCUCAAGUGGUUUUGAGUAUCUGGCUGAUGCAAAGGCUUAUGCUUAUGAAAUGCUAGAUUGGGAAAAGGGGGUUUAUUGUUAGCAUGGGUUUCCACCACAGUUCCUGAACACUUAGCUAGAUAGGAUUUUUUUUUUUCCUAAUUAAAAGAGAAUGCCACAAAUAAAAGAGGCCACAAUGUGAAACUUACACCAACCGGUAUUUCAAAUACAGUACCAGCUGUAUUGUCAUAAAAGCAUUUUUCAGUGAUGUUUUUCUUGUACUUGUUAAGCAAGUAAGUUCCCUAAGAUGUAUCCAGCGUGUCUUUUGGCCCACAAAAGUAAGGAAUUGACAUUUACAAUUAUAAUUGCAGCAGAGCUUGCUGAAGUAUGACACUACUGCUCGCUUGCUCCGUACAGAAGGGAAAGCAGCAGGCAAUAGUACUGCAUUUGUGGCAAGCAGAAAGCGUUCUUCUGAACCGAACACCUUUACGUCAUGGGAAUACACCAAAUGUUUUGCAUGUAGAUACCCUCGAUAAAGGCGUUGCACAAUGAGGAUCAUCUCACUUACAUAUCCUAGUCAUUAAAAUGACUCACUGUUGCAUUCAGCAUCUUCUCAGAUAUUACGUUGCCAGCCAAAGCCCAGUGUCCUUGCAAUCUGUAUCCAAGGUUACAGUAUUUUCUACAGUGCAUUGUGACAGACCAUGUUCCCCUGCUUCCUUUGCAUACAGGCUAAUGGACACGCUGCCUUUCGCUUUGGUUGUGUUGAAUUUCAUAAAUGUAACUCCUUUUUCUGCAUGUAUCUUUUGCUAGAAAAGAGAAAUGGGAUUUUCUUCUUUUUUUUUUUUAAAUGUACGUGUUCUCUGGAGCUGCCUUGGGAUUACCUAUGGAAAGUGAUUUUUCUAUAUAUUUGUGUAUAUUUGGAAUUCUAAGAGAUUGUUCGCUUGGUUAUUUAAUAUAUAUAUUGCUUUACCCAGUUGUAUUCCUGAUGCUUCUGUGCUAUCUUCGUGUGUUGCAGUUUUUCCUUGGUGGCAGGAGUGCUGGGGAGCGAACAGACCGCUCCAGCCUAUUCCCCUGCCCAUCCAUUGCCGUGUUUUGGUUUGAGUAUCUCCCCAAGCUUGCUGACCCCGUGUUGGCUGUAGCCGCUUGGAGGUUAUUUGUGGCGUGGGAAUUGUUAACGUUCUGCACUUGACCGUUCCACUGACUUCCCCUCCCUGGCAGCAGCUUCUCUUCACCUGGGUUUGUUUUGAGCAGCUCCUUCCUUGAAAUUCGUGCAGUAUACGUGAAGUGAUAGUGAAGUUCAACCUAAGGUUGAGAAGAAGCUUGUGAAAACCCAAGGAAUGCUCUGAUUUCUAGUUAGUUACAUGUUGGAUUAAUUAAACUUGAAACAAAACCUGCCUUUUCAAUAAAAGCUGCUAUUGUACAAACUACUUUUUCUGAAAGAUUUUUUUUUUUUCCUUUCUCUCUGGAUCUGUAUUUAAUUCCAGUUCUCAAUAUUAAAAUAUAAAUGUCAUAAUUUUAUGAAGAAAAGUGGUCAGAAAACUUCUCUUUGUAUUGUGAUUCUUUAUUCUGCCCUCUGGGCGAAUGUUAUUUCAUUUCUAGAAGUGGUUUUGCGAUUAGUAGUUGGAACUGUUUCGGUUUGUGCUAUGCUGGAGUCACUGCUGAUAUUUUAAAUCCAAUGAGAAUAAGUGUUAUUAAUGGACUUUAGUACACUGUUUACUCCCCUAAUUCUUGCAAUGAUUUAUAAAUCCUUUGUUGAGAUUCAAACCUUGUAUUCAAUAAAGAGCUCAUUUCAUAUCUGA
Messenger RNA from Aquila chrysaetos chrysaetos, 8102 nucleotides. It is a transcript of the gene SYNRG, whose product is annotated as synergin gamma. NCBI's taxonomy places the organism in Eukaryota, Metazoa, Chordata, Aves, Accipitriformes, Accipitridae. Gene Ontology annotation, molecular function: protein binding. The record is from RefSeq and is a predicted model, not a curated record. Gene Ontology annotation, cellular component: clathrin coat of trans-Golgi network vesicle. The transcript is spliced from 23 exons. Bases 1 to 4128 code for a protein of 1375 amino acids.